AUGUCUAGCAAAAUAGAAGGAGUAUUUGCUCCUAUAGCAUUAAAAAUAGCCAACUAUUUAGAUGGUUUACCUAAAAUAUAUAAUCCAGUAUUCAUUGCUUGUAUUUCAACAAUAGCAGGUAUGAUGUUUGGUUUUGAUAUUUCAUCAAUGUCUGCUUUUAUUGGUCAAAAGCCAUAUAUGAAUUUUUUUAAUUCACCAAGUUCAACUAUGCAAGGUUUUAUUACAUCUGCUAUGGCUUUAGGGUCAUUAUUUGGUUCAAUUUUUGCAACAUUUGUUUCUGAACCUUUUGGUAGAAGAUUAUCAUUAAUUAUUUGUGCAUUUUUUUGGUGUGUUGGUGCAGCAAUUCAAUCAUCUUCACAAAAUAGAGCUCAAUUAAUCAUUGGUAGAAUUAUAUCUGGUUUAGGUGUUGGUUUUGGUUCAUCUGUUGCUCCAGUUUAUGGAUCAGAAUUAGCUCCAAGAAAAAUUAGAGGUUUAAUUGGUGGUAUGUUUCAAUUUAGUGUUACUUUAGGUAUAUUGAUUAUGUUUUUUAUAUCUUAUGGUUUAGGUCAUAUUAAUGGAGUUGCAUCUUUUAGAAUUGCUUGGGGUAUUCAAAUUGUACCAGGUUUAAUUUUAUUAUUAGGUUGUUUUAUAAUUCCAGAAUCUCCAAGAUGGUUAGCUAAACAAGGACAAUGGGAUAAAGCUGAAUUUAUUGUUUCUAAAAUACAAGCAAAAGGUAAUAGAGAAGAUGCAGAAGUUUUAAUUGAAAUUUCAGAAAUUAAAGAUCAAUUAUUAAUUGAAGAAUCAGCAAAAUCUGUUAGUUAUGCAACUUUAUUUACAAAAAAAUAUAUUAUGAGAACUUUUACUGCAACUUUUGCUCAAAUUUGGCAACAAUUAACUGGUAUGAAUGUUAUGAUGUAUUAUAUUGUUUAUAUUUUUGAUAUGGCAGGUUAUUCAGGUGAUGCUAAUUUAGUUGCUUCAGCUAUUCAAUAUAUUUUAAAUACAGUUUUAACUAUUCCAGCAUUAUACUUUUUAGAUAAAGUUGGUAGAAGACCAUUAUUAAUUGGUGGAGCUAUCUUUAUGAUGAUUUGGCAAUUUGGAUUAGCUGGUAUCUUAGGUUCAUAUUCUGUUCCAUGGCCAGAUUCAGGAAAUGAAACUGUUAAUAUUAGGAUUCCAAAAUCUAAUAAACCUGCUUCAGAUGGUGCUAUUGCUUGUUGUUAUUUAUUUGUUUGUUCAUUUGCUUCAACUUGGGGUGUUGGUAUUUGGGUUUAUUGUUCUGAAAUUUGGGGUGACAAUAGAAUAUCUCAAAGAGGUAACUGUAUUUCAACUGCUGCUAAUUGGGCUUUAAAUUUUGCAAUUGCAAUGUAUACUCCUUCAGGUUUUAAAAAUAUUAAUUGGAGAACAUAUAUUAUAUAUGGUGUUAUGUGUUUGUGUAUGGCUAUUCAUGUUUUCUUUGGAUUUCCAGAAACUCGUGGUAAACGUUUAGAAGAAAUUGGACAAAUGUGGGAAGAAAAAGUACCAGCUUGGAGAUCAAGAACAUGGCAACCAACUAUACCAAUUGCAUCUGAUGCUGAUUUGGCUAGAAAAAUUAGUGUUGAACAUAAAGAAGAAGGACUUAUGGAAGAUUCAAAUUCUGAUGAAAUUGCUCAAUCAGAAGAAAAAGUAUAA
This is a messenger RNA of Lodderomyces pseudojiufengensis, 1644 nucleotides long. RefSeq names its product sugar porter family MFS transporter. Gene Ontology annotation, molecular function: carbohydrate:proton symporter activity. The record is from RefSeq and is a predicted model, not a curated record. Gene Ontology annotation, biological process: transmembrane transport; carbohydrate transport. The coding region runs from base 1 to 1644 and encodes 547 amino acids. Gene Ontology annotation, cellular component: membrane. NCBI's taxonomy places the organism in Eukaryota, Fungi, Ascomycota, Pichiomycetes, Serinales, Debaryomycetaceae. The transcript has a single exon.